Molecule: messenger RNA, 744 nt
Organism: Salvia splendens (bonfire salvia)
Lineage: Eukaryota; Viridiplantae; Streptophyta; Magnoliopsida; Lamiales; Lamiaceae
Product: ChaC-like family protein
Exons: 8
Coding region: 55-627 (190 amino acids)
Biological process (GO): glutathione catabolic process
Cellular component (GO): cytoplasm
Molecular function (GO): glutathione specific gamma-glutamylcyclotransferase activity
Source: RefSeq, a predicted model, not a curated record
UCCUCUCUGGUCUCUCGCUCAUCUGGGCCUCGGAGUUGAGUGAGAGAAAAAUAAAUGGCGAUGUGGGUUUUUGGGUACGGGUCGCUGAUAUGGAAAGCGGGUUUCCCUUACGAUAAGCGGGUCGUGGGUUUCAUCAACGAUUACCGCCGUGUCUUCUACCAAGGAAGCACAGAUCACAGAGGAACUCCAGAGUUCCCUGGAAGAACAGUCACGUUGGAACCUGCAGAGGGUGAAGUAUGCUGGGGUGCUGCGUACAAGAUAACCAACAAGGAAGAUCAAAUAACUGCAUUGGAGCAUCUCGAGGUGAGGGAGAAGCAGUAUGACAAGAAAGUUUAUGUAGAUUUCUUCACUGAAGCAAGUUCUUCCACCCCUCUGGUCUCUAAUGUUAUGGUAUACAUCGCAUCCGAUGACAAGAAGCUGAACCAGAACUAUCUGGGACCUGCCUCACUUGAAGAAAUCGCCAUUCAAAUUGUUAAGGCAAAAGGCCCCUCAGGGCCAAACACAGAGUACCUCUUCAAGCUGGAAAAUGCCCUUGUCCAAAUAGGAUUUGAAGACAAGCAUGUUAGAGACCUUGCGGAUGAAGUGAGGCGGAUACUCUCAUUACAAGGGGAACUGGUUGAUUAUUGAUUGAUUGAUUGAUGAUAUGAAACACGAAUUAAUCUUGUAAUCCCUUGUAAUAAAACUUAAUUAUUUACCGAGAAUGCUUGCAUAAGGAUUGCUAGAAUGUACGAGAUGAUAAGGCCA